Messenger RNA from Necator americanus (New World hookworm), 1536 nucleotides. RefSeq lists its product as uncharacterized. The transcript is spliced from 14 exons. Gene Ontology annotation, molecular function: aldehyde dehydrogenase (NAD+) activity. The record is from RefSeq and is a predicted model, not a curated record. NCBI's taxonomy places the organism in Eukaryota, Metazoa, Nematoda, Chromadorea, Rhabditida, Ancylostomatidae. Bases 1 to 1536 code for a protein of 511 amino acids.
AUGCUCCGUACUGGCUUGUCCCGUGCUGCGAUCCAAAUCCGGGCCGCAAGCUCAAUACCACCACCGAUAAGAAAUAUCAAGCCGGAGUAUACCAAGAUGUUCAUUAACAACGAAUGGGUAGACGCAGUCAGCAAAAAGACGUACGAUACGAUCAAUCCAGCAGACAAGAGUAUGAUUGCGAAAGUCGCCGAAGGUGACAAGGCAGACGUUGAUAAAGCUGUGAAGGCAGCUUCCGAUGCCUUCCGACUUGGAUCUCCAUGGCGCCGUAUGGAUGCCGCACAGAGGGGUAUUCUACUGCAGAAGUUGGCAGAUCUCAUAGAACGAGACCGUGUUUAUCUCGCUUCACUGGAAACUCUCGACAAUGGAAAACCGUACCGUGACUCUUAUCUGAUGGACUUGCCCUUGACAAUUGGCGCCUAUAGAUACUAUGCUGGGUGGGCAGACAAAAAUCAAGGAAAGACGAUCCCAAUCAGCGGUGAUUACUUCACCUAUACGAGACAUGAACCGGUUGGGGUCUGCGGACAGGUUAUCGCGUGGACUUUUCCUUUGGUGAUGCAAGCCUUCAAGAUUGCACCUGCACUAGCGAUGGGCAACACUGUCGUGUUGAAAUGUGCACAAUAUACUCCUCUGUCUGGCCUUCAUGUAGCUAAACUCAUCAAAGAGGCAGGCUUUCCUGAAGGAGUUGUGAACAUUGUUCUUGGAUCAGGAUCAACUGUUGGAAACGCUAUCUGCAGCCAUAUGAACAUAGAUAAAGCCUCAUUCACUGGAUCGACUAUGAUUGGAAAAGCUGUAAUGGUUGCAGCGGCUCAAAGUAAUGUAAAGAGGAUUAAUCUCGAACUGGGAGGCAAGAGUCCAAACAUCAUAUUCGCCGAUGCUGAUUUGGAUUUUGCUGCUAAGCAGGCACAUAUUGGCAAUUACACCAAUCAGGGACAAUUUUGUUGCGGUGGAACUCGUGUCUUUGUGGAGGGAAAGGUCUACGAUGAGUUUGUCGCUAGAUCCAAGGAAUUGGCUGAGAAACGUGUACUUGGUGAUCCUUUUGACCUGAAGACUGAACAAGGCCCUCAGGUCAGCAAUGCCGAAUUCAACACCGUUGAACGUUAUGUGGAUAUUGGAAAGAAGGAGGGUGCUCAGCUGGUAACUGGUGGCAAGAGAUGGGGUGACAAAGGUUUUUUCUAUGAGCCGACGAUUUUCGCAAACGUGAAGGACGAAAUGAAGAUAGCCCAGGAAGAGAUAUUCGGUCCAGUUAUGAGCAUAUUGCGCUUCGAUACAAUGGAAGAUCUUGUUGACAUUGCAAACAACACUAUCUACGGGCUGGCAGCCGGUGUUGUUACCAAGGAUCUUGACAAAGCCCUUUAUGUAGCCAACAAUAUCCGAGCAGGAACCGUUUGGGUGAACUGCUAUCAUGUGUUGGACGCUACGGCACCAUUUGGAGGCUACAAGCAAUCAGGUUUCGGUCGUGAAAUGGGUGAGUACGCGCUUGAAGAGUAUACCCAAGUGAAGACAGUGACAAUAAAAGUGCCUCAAAAGAAUUCAUAA